This is a messenger RNA of Cervus elaphus (red deer), 2613 nucleotides long. RefSeq names its product cholinergic receptor nicotinic alpha 4 subunit (gene CHRNA4). Gene Ontology annotation, molecular function: transmembrane signaling receptor activity; acetylcholine-gated monoatomic cation-selective channel activity. Gene Ontology annotation, biological process: nervous system process; chemical synaptic transmission; monoatomic ion transmembrane transport. Bases 583 to 2427 code for a protein of 614 amino acids. Gene Ontology annotation, cellular component: neuron projection; postsynaptic membrane; synapse. The record is from RefSeq and is a predicted model, not a curated record. The transcript is spliced from 6 exons. Lineage: Eukaryota; Metazoa; Chordata; Mammalia; Artiodactyla; Cervidae.
UUAACCACAUCCGCCCGGGCGCCGCUCCUGGCGCCCGAGAACCUGGGGCGCGUCCUCCCUCCAGGCAGGCGGUGGAGGCGCGGGGCUGGGGACCGGGCGAGGGUUGAUGUCUCGCGGUCCGCAAACCAGCCCGCGCCGGGAUCCCUGAGACGCACGCAGCGAUUGCCUGGCCCCCACUCGUGGCUCGGGCACGUGCCCGGCCCUGGGAGGUCUAAGGAAACUUUGCCCCGGCGCUGGCCGACCUCAGCCCCCGCGCCCCGUCUCGAUUCGCGGUGCAUCCCCCUCCCCCUCUCCUCCCGGUCCUCGCCCUCCCUCCUGCUCCCUCCUCCUGUUCCCUCCUCCCCCUCCUCCUCGCCGGCUGGAGGCGGGCAGGUCCGGGCGGGGCCGCGCCGCUGAGCCCACAGCCCGUGAUCCCGGCCCGGUAGCUGCCGCCGCGCCCUCCGGGAGGAGCUACCGAGCGAGGCUUUGAGGACGGAGCGGCCCGCGCGGCGCGGGGGGCAUGAAGUUGGGUGCGCGCGGAGCUCAGAGCAGGGGCGCGGCGGAGCCGGGAGCCGCCCGCAUCUAGAGCCGGCUCUGUGCGCCAUGGAGCUCGGGGCGCCGGGGACGUCGCCGCUGUCGCCGCUGCUGCUGCUGCUGCUGGGGGCCGGCCUCCUGCCUGUGAGCAGCCACGCAGAGACCCGGGCUCAUGCAGAGGAGCGGCUGCUGAAGAAGCUCUUCUCUGGCUAUAAUAAGUGGUCCCGGCCCGUGGCCAACAUCUCGGAUGUGGUUCUUGUCCACUUCGGCCUGUCCAUCGCGCAGCUCAUUGACGUGGACGAGAAGAACCAGAUGAUGACGACGAAUGUGUGGGUGAAGCAGGAGUGGCAUGACUAUAAGCUGCACUGGGACCCCGCCGACUAUGAGAACGUGACUUCCAUCCGAAUCCCCUCCGAGCUCAUCUGGCGGCCAGACAUUGUCCUGUACAACAAUGCGGACGGGGACUUUGCCGUCACCCACCUGACCAAGGCCCACCUCUUCCACGACGGCCGGGUGCAGUGGACACCCCCAGCCAUCUACAAGAGCUCCUGCAGCAUCGACGUCACCUUCUUCCCCUUCGACCAGCAGAACUGCACCAUGAAGUUCGGGUCCUGGACCUACGACAAGGCCAAGAUCGACCUGGUGAGCAUGCACAGCCGCGUGGACCAGCUGGACUUCUGGGACAGCGGCGAGUGGGUCAUUGUGGACGCCGUGGGCACCUACAACACACGCAAGUAUGAGUGCUGCGCGGAGGUCUACUCGGACAUCACCUACGCCUUCAUCAUCCGGCGCCUGCCGCUCUUCUACACCAUCAACCUCAUCAUCCCCUGCCUACUCAUCUCCUGCCUCACGGUGCUCGUCUUCUACCUGCCCUCUGAGUGCGGCGAGAAGAUCACCCUCUGCAUCUCCGUGCUGCUGUCGCUCACCGUCUUCCUGCUGCUCAUCACCGAGAUCAUCCCAUCCACCUCGCUGGUCAUCCCACUCAUCGGCGAGUACCUGCUCUUCACCAUGAUCUUCGUCACGCUCUCCAUCAUCAUCACCGUCUUCGUGCUCAACGUGCAUCACCGCUCCCCGCGCACACACACCAUGCCCGCCUGGGUCCGCCGCGUCUUCCUGGACAUCGUGCCACGCCUGCUCUUCAUGAAGCGGCCAUCCGUGGUCAAGGACCACUGCCGGCGGCUCAUCGAGUCCAUGCACAAGGCGGCCAGCGCUCCGCACUUCUGGCCGGAGCCCCAGGGGGAGCCCGCCUGGUCUCCAUCCCUGACCUGUGGGGUGGACCAGUCCAGCAAGCCCCCGCCAGCCCACACAACGCCCUCGGACCAGGUGCCGACUCUGCAGCCUUCAGAGGCCAAGAAGGCCAGCCCCUGCCCAUCUCCUGUGCCCUGCCGUCCCCCCACCAGCACCCGGGCCCCGGGACUCACCAAGACCCGGUCCCUAAGUGUCCAGCACGUGUCCAGCCCCAGCAAAGCAGUGGAGGAUGGCGUGCGGUGCCGGUCCCGGAGCAUCCAGUACUGCGGGCCGCGAGAGGAGGCUGCCUCACCAGCCGCCCACCUGGCAGAUAGCUCCCCCUCCUCUCCGACCAAGGCCCCCUCAGCCGAGCUCCCGCCCCCAGACCAGGCCUCCCCCUGCAAAUGCCAGUGCAGGAAGGAGCCGGGGGCUCCAAAUGCCACGCUCAAGACCCCCAGCACCAGAGCGCCACCUCUGCCUCUGUCACCGGCCCUGGCACGGGCAGUGGAGGGCGUCCAGUACAUCGCAGACCACCUGAAGGCGGAAGACACAGACUUCUCGGUGAAAGAGGACUGGAAGUAUGUGGCCAUGGUCAUCGACCGCAUCUUUCUCUGGGUGUUCAUCAUCGUCUGCCUGCUUGGGACUGCUGGCCUCUUCCUGCCACCCUGGCUGGCCGGCAUGAUCUAGGGGCCCAGACUUGGGACUCCCUGAACUCGAUGGGGUCAUGCCACUUACCAGAUUGCCCCCCAUCCUCUGUCUGCUAUGAGAUGGCCCUGGAAGGAGCUGCUGACCCCUGGGGACCUGCCCGGGGGACUGGUGAAUGCCUGUCUGUCUGCAGGGCGGUGUCACUGCCUGUCUUAUUAAAGUUUAACC